AUGUCGAGCCCAGUCCGUAUGACAAGGGAGUGGCACGGCUCAGCGCUGCCCUUGCAUGUCACAAUCCCGCUGCCGUCACCAGCCGAACUGGUGCGGCUCUGCACCAAAUCUCACCCCCUUGGUUAUACCGUCGGCAUGCCCUACCCAGAUGCGGAUUCUCCUGUUUUCUGGAUCAAGUAUUGUUCGUCCAUCAUAUGGAACGAGCUGGCCGCACAGAAAAUGGCUCAUGAUGGACUUGGCGAGCUCAACUCCCCAGUCAAGGCACCGGCGGUCUAUUAUGGCUGCCAGGUGACUGUCCAUACAGGUGACCCCGAUGCGUGGCCUCAACGUCGAUCAUAUGUUGUGAUGGAGUAUAUUCCAGGCAAGACUGCGGCUCAACGCUUGAAAGAGGCAACUGAUGAUGCGACCAAGGAUGACAUAUACAAACAAGUAGCGCUGGCUUUGUCAGAGUUGCAUCGCAUCCCGGUGCCCCAGAACUCGCGUCCCGUCGCUGUCAACGGAGAGACCAUAUGCAACGUGCUCUUUUACGACAACGUGGCCUCACUACAUUACAGAAAUGUAACUGAAUUAGAACAACACUUUAAUGCGUUUCUCUCCCUGACAAGACAAAAACAUCGCGUCAAGAAUCUUGCGCAAGAACCCAUGGUAUUUUGUUACUCGGACAUUUGGCUAGGCAACUUCAUACUCGAUGAUGAGGGCCGCAUUACUGUAGUGGACUUUGAACUCGCGAGUAUCCUGCCGUCUAGCUUCUCCAAGCUUGCCCUAGCCGAUUCCCGAUCGAAAAUGAACAGAGACAUUGGACCCAUGGUGGUAGUUCCACAAGCAAAAGACAUUGAUAACACACGCGCACUUAGUGCCAUUUCAUGCCUAGUACAGGUGCGGGCAGGGUUUGCAAAGGCCGGCCGCAAAAUUCUUGGAUAUUAUGAGAUGGAAGAAGUUGACAGGGUGGAUAAAUUGGUGACAGACGAGCAUGGACAACCCGUGUCUGCGCCGGCCGAGACGCCGGUGACCCCGGAACCAGAACCAGAACCGGAGCCGGAACCGGAACCGACAAUAGAUUACUCUGUGCAGCGUCUACCGCCGCCCAUUAGCCCAGGGUGGGAGCAGAAGUGGCGACAAUAUAUGGGCGAGGAACACGUCACACAGGCGAAAUCGAAAUCCCCCUUAUGCCUUAAAUAA
Molecule: messenger RNA, 1179 nt
Organism: Metarhizium brunneum ARSEF 3297
Lineage: Eukaryota; Fungi; Ascomycota; Sordariomycetes; Hypocreales; Clavicipitaceae
Source: RefSeq, a predicted model, not a curated record